UAAAAUGGGAUCAUCACAAUCAAAACACCAUCAUCACCAUCAUCAUCACCACCACCAUGAUGGUAAUAAUGCGGCACAACAAUCACAAAUACAACCACAACCACAACCACAACCAAUAUUUAGCCAAGUAAAAAUGCCAGAAAUAAAUAUAAAAUCAGAACUAUUAAAAGAAGAGCAUAUAAGGUUAAUUUCAAAAUACCUACCGGAUAAUACGUAUAGAGAUACAUGGAAACUGUUGUUUUCUUCACCAAAAGAUGGUCACUCAUUUAACAGAUUCUGCCAUCAUGCCACCGAUAAGGGUUCAGUAUUAAUUUUAAUUAGAGAAGAGGGAGGACAUAUAUUUGGAGGAUUUUGUGAUGAAGCAUUAAAACCAAAAUAUCCUAAAUUUUAUGGAACCAAAAAUAAUUUUGUAUUUACAGUAGAGCCCAAAUUAGAAAUAUUUCAAACAACAGGAUUGGACAGAAACUAUCAAUAUUUAAAUCAAGGAAGCAUGACACUAUUUAAUGGAAUAGGUAUGGGUGGUAUUGAAGACCUAUUUGGAUGGUCAAUUGACGGCAGUUUUGAAAACGGAACAAGUAAAGGAUCACCAGAGAUAUUGGAGUGUGGCGAUGGAAAAGCACGUUCAAGCACAUAUGGUAAUACAUGUUUAGCAUCAUCACCAGAAUUUAAAGUAGUACAUGUUGAAGUAUAUUUACUCAAAUCUUUGGAACUCACCGAGGAGCAAAUAUUAGAAAUUGAAUUUAACAAUAGAAAGAAAGGAAAGCAAAGUGUAUUAAAUGAUGAAGGUAACAGUGACAAAGCUAUAAAGAGUAUGAUGGGUCACGAAUUUAGUGUAUAUAACGAAGAUCUCAAUGAAGAUCCUAAUAAAAUAAAAGAUAAUAAAAUAAAUUUUUAUCCUUAAAUAUUUAUAUAUUUAAAAACAU
Messenger RNA from Dictyostelium purpureum, 923 nucleotides. RefSeq lists its product as uncharacterized. Lineage: Eukaryota; Evosea; Eumycetozoa; Dictyosteliales; Dictyosteliaceae. The transcript is spliced from 2 exons. Bases 5 to 901 code for a protein of 298 amino acids. The record is from RefSeq and is a predicted model, not a curated record.